Molecule: messenger RNA, 450 nt
Organism: Annulohypoxylon truncatum
Lineage: Eukaryota; Fungi; Ascomycota; Sordariomycetes; Xylariales; Hypoxylaceae
Exons: 2
Coding region: 1-450 (149 amino acids)
Source: RefSeq, a predicted model, not a curated record
AUGUCAGUUCUUGACUUGAUCAUCCAAGCAAUUGUUGAUGUUAUUGACGGCGCUACGGCCUCAAAUGGCAAGAGAGAGAUCCCACUGAUUGCAGGUCCUAUGGGCGCACGCAACAUCAUCGACACUGAGUCUGUACCACGCGUUGACCUUGCGAAGCGAAUCAAUCUCGACGCGGGACCUUGUGGCGUUCCCCAGUAUAACUUCGAUCUUUGCGGCAAGUCGCUUCACGGCGUCACUAUCAAGAGUUCAACUCCAGGGCAAGGAGAGGCCCAGUAUGACAAUGUCCCGCCUACCUGCAUGGUUCUCUCUACAGUUCUGGCAGGGAAUUGCGACAUGAGCGAGGGUCCUUACCCAAUCCCCUGCGGCGCCGCUUGUCUAUUAUAUACUGGAGUAAAGGACGGGGAUCUAGAUAAACUCAACAAGGCGCUUGGGGUAGUAUCAAACCCAUAG